Messenger RNA from Aquila chrysaetos chrysaetos, 5619 nucleotides. RefSeq names its product interleukin 1 receptor accessory protein like 1 (gene IL1RAPL1). The transcript has 11 exons. Lineage: Eukaryota; Metazoa; Chordata; Aves; Accipitriformes; Accipitridae. Gene Ontology annotation, biological process: negative regulation of exocytosis; signal transduction. Gene Ontology annotation, molecular function: interleukin-1 receptor activity. The coding region runs from base 231 to 2321 and encodes 696 amino acids. The record is from RefSeq and is a predicted model, not a curated record.
UUGCCGCCGAAGUCUGUAUGGAAUUACCUGCGCCCGCGGCGGAGCUGGCAGCGGUGGAUGGAUGGGCGCCGCGUCCGCGGCACCGGCGGCCAGCUCAGCCCCAGGAGUAAACACGGGGCUUCUCCGGCCGAGUGCGCAGUGUGGUGACCGGCACUCGCCUCGCUGACGGAUCGCACCGGAGGGAUAUUUCGGGAGACUCCUGUGGGUAAGCAGUCACGGAAAGACAGAAGAUGAAAGCUCCUAUUCCCAACUUGAUUCUCUUGUAUGCUACUCUAACUCAGAGCCUGAAGGUUGUGACCAAAAGGGGAUCAGCUGAUGGAUGCACUGACUGGUCUGUGGAUUACAAGAAAUAUCAAGUUCUAGUGGGAGAACCUGUUCGUAUAAAAUGUGCACUCUUUUAUGGAUAUAUUAGAGCUAAUUACUCCCUAGCCCAAAGUGCUGGACUUAGUUUGAUGUGGUACAAAAGCUCUGGACCCGGAGAUUUUGAGGAACCUAUAGCUUUUGAUGGAACUAGAAUGAGCAAAGAAGAAGACUCCAUUUGGUUCCGACCGACAGUGGUACAAGACAGCGGGCUUUAUGCAUGUGUUAUAAGAAACUCAACUUACUGUAUGAAAGUGUCCAUUUCGCUGACGGUGGGUGAAAAUGACACUGGACUCUGCUACAAUUCAAAGAUGAAAUAUUUUGAAAAAGCUGAACUUAGCAAAAGCAAGGAAAUCUCAUGCCCUGAAAUUGAGGAUUUUUUAUUUCCAUUUAGGGAGCCUGAAAUUCUGUGGUAUAAGGAAUGCAAGUCAAAGACAUGGAGAUCAAGUAUUGUGUUUAAAAAGGACACUCUUGUCAUUCGGGAAGUUAGAGAGGAUGACAUUGGAAAUUACACUUGUGAGUUAAAAUACGGAUACUUUGUUGUCAGAAGAACUACGGAAUUAACCGUUACAGCACCACUAACAGAUAAACCACCAAAGCUUUUACACCCCUUGGAGAGUAAGCUAACAAUUCAGGAGACCCAGUUAGGCGGUUCUGCUAAUCUAACCUGCCGAGCUUUCUUUGGAUAUAGUGGAGAUGUCAGUCCUUUAAUCUACUGGAUGAAAGGGGAGAAGUUUAUUGAGGACUUGGAUGAUAGUCGAGUCUGGGAAAGUGACAUCAGGGUUCUCAAAGAACAUCUUGGGGAGCAGGAGGUUUCCAUCUCGUUGAUUGUUGACUCUGUGGAAGAGGCAGACCUGGGGAAUUACUCGUGCUACGUCGAGAAUGGAAAUGGACGCCGACAUGCCAGUAUUCUUCUACAUAAAAGGGAGCUGAUGUACACAGUUGAGCUUGCUGGUGGGCUUGGUGCUAUUCUGCUGCUGCUUGUUUGUUUAGUGACUAUCUACAAGUGUUACAAGAUAGAGAUUAUGCUCUUCUACAGGAAUCAUUUUGGAGCUGAAGAACUAGAUGGAGACAACAAAGACUAUGAUGCAUAUCUAUCUUAUACCAAAGUGGAUCCUGACCAGUGGAAUCAAGAAACUGGAGAAGAAGAAAGAUUUGCUCUUGAGAUCCUACCAGAUAUGCUUGAAAAGCAUUAUGGAUACAAGUUGUUCAUACCAGACAGAGAUUUGAUUCCCACAGGAACCUACAUUGAAGACGUGGCAAGAUGUGUAGACCAAAGCAAGCGACUGAUCAUCGUCAUGACUCCAAAUUAUGUGGUAAGAAGAGGCUGGAGCAUCUUUGAACUGGAAACGCGGCUUCGAAACAUGUUAGUCACGGGCGAAAUCAAAGUGAUACUGAUUGAAUGCAGUGAACUACGAGGAGUUAUGAACUACCAGGAGGUCGAGGCCCUGAAACAUACCAUCAAGCUCCUCACUGUCAUUAAAUGGCACGGACCAAAAUGCAACAAGUUGAAUUCCAAGUUCUGGAAACGUUUACAGUACGAAAUGCCUUUUAAGAGGAUUGAACCCAUCACACACGAGCAGGUUUUAGAUGUCAGUGAGCAGGGGCCCUUUGGGGAACUGCAGACAGUCUCCGCAAUUUCCAUGGCUGCUGCCACCUCCACUGCUCUUGCCACUGCCCAUCCGGACCUGCGCUCCACCUUUCAUAACACAUAUCAUUCACAGAUGCGCCAGAAACACUAUUAUCGAAGCUAUGAAUACGAUGUACCUCCUACCGGCACCCUGCCGCUUACCUCAAUAGGUAACCAGCAUACCUACUGCAACAUCCCUAUGACACUUAUAAACGGUCAGCGGCCACAGACAAAAACUAACAGGGAGCAGAAUCCCGAAGAGGCUCACACAAACAGUGCGAUACUGCCCCUCUUGCCACGGGAGACCAGUAUAUCGAGUGUCAUUUGGUGACCGAAAUGCAAGGGGCCUUCAACCCCCUUGAGUAGGAGCUGAGUCUGCAGUCCAGUGCCUGGAACUACAUCCUCGACUGCUGCUGUUAAACAUGCAUUACAAUCGAUAACAUACGAGGAAAAACAGGGUCUUGUACAUAUGGUUUUUGCAAUUUCUUUGUAGCAUCAGUCUUCCUGUUUUACCCAUGUCUCUUCCCAUUCACAUUUUCGACUUUGUUUUAUAUGUCAUUGGAAUUUGUAUAUUUACAUUUUUUUAAAUGAAGAGACUGCUGUAUAGAUAGGAAACUUUUUUGCUUCAUUAGUAUAGUUUUAGACUUUUGGUUUGUUUGGUUUUAACCUUUCUUGGGAAUGCUUGGACAAAGCUAUGUUGAUAUCAGAAGCACCAUCCAUUUUGUUGGCCUGCCUAGCCUGAUUCCUGAAGGCCAUGCCUGCUGCAGUUCACCUCCUUUGGAGAAUAUUUGUUCUUAGAAGGACCCCAUCCCUCAGUGAGAGCUCCAGUUUCGUUUCUACUCCCGUAAUGUACACUGCUCCUUCCCCGCCCUUACAAUGACCCCCGUUCGGGGUAACACUACAGUCUGAUCAUCUAACAUGUAACUUGGUAGAUACCUGUCAAACAACAGAAUAUACCCAAUCUGUAUCGGUUGCUUCACAGUAGUCACUACAGAGUGUGUAGAAACUAGAGACGGUUUGGUUUUUGCUUUCUUGGGUUUGGGUUUUUGGGUUUUUUUUAAUUAUUAUUUUAAGAAUGAGUUGAUUGUAUCCCUUUUAUAAAUAUAAAAGCAAACCCUAUUUUUAACACUUCCUGGAAAAAUAUUAAUGUGGUUGUGGAUUUUAUUUUUAAGCAUUUAACUUUUUCUUUUCCCCCUUUCAAAAUCCUGCAAAUAAGAUCAUUUACAAUCGUCAGGCGAGUAAGACAAGUGAGGCAAUAGGCACUGAAGUGCAGAAAGUCCUGCUGAUAUUUACAGUGAUGACUUCCAAACCAAAGGGGAAUAAAAAGACAGUAUUGUAGAUGGUUUGUCACUUUGUAUUACAGAAAGUGUUAUUUUCUAAAAGAGUAAGAGCAAAACAUUAUUUUGCUGUGGAUUACAGAGUCCCCUUGUAUUUUAAUGUUCCAAAAACUGUAUUUGCUUUAAAAUGAUAUAUUCAGGAUUAAGAAAUCUGCUUUCAUUUGGUUUUAGCUUGUAACAAUAAGUAAAACUUUAUUAAUUUCAACAUGAUUUCAGUAAGAACUCAGGCAGAAAAAAAUGACAUGAAUACCAACAAAUAUCAUUGUUUUCAGAAUAAACUUUAUUUAUACAAAAUUAAUAUUUAAAUCAGACCUGGAAGUAUUAAAAACAAUUUAUUCACUUUAAUGAAUAAAUAAAUUAGUUUUAUUUUUUAUGUAUGAUUCUAUCUUUGAGGAGUUGCAAAUAAUGCGUGUACCAUGGCUGCCAGGGAAGAAAAAAACCCCAACACUAUGUUUACAUCUGGGCAUCUUUAAGACAAAUGAAAUAAGCAUCUUACUCAUACUCAUGUUUUAAAUAAUGGAGAAGUCCUUUCUGGUUUUAGAAAGAGAGGGGAGCGGUGUUGUAGCUCUACUACAUAUUCAGGCCAAGCUCUCUGCUAGUCCCUGCUAGGAGAAGCAGAGGAGCUGGGGCAGAGUCCCUGGUUGCAGCACACUGUCAUAUAGUCAUGGGUUUGAUUUACCCUGGCAGAAACGUAACUGGUAUCCUGGCAAACAGACCUUAUAGUCUAUUUAUGUGAUUAAUUAGCUUUAGGUAUUUUUAUGGUAGCUGAAUGAUAUUGGCCAAUAUAAUGGAUGUGUGGGGUUCGGUCAUCCUGAUUGUCACAAUGAGAAAAGUACAGCUUAUAAUAUUUUGGUCUUCUUAAUGAGAAGGGAUGGGUAGAGAGCGGUUAAACUGCGGUUUGGGGGAUGUUUGUGGGAGUAAUCCAGAACUGACAGCGUGGGAGGAAAUGACUGUGCUCCUGUUGUGAAGGUCAAGAAAUCUCAGUAUCUGCAUAACAAGCUAAUAGAGCUUUGGGAUGUGCGCUGAUUUUUAUUUGCUUAAAAAUGUUUAUUUCUCUGACAAUUUGCUCAAGUCCUUUUCUACAACCUGCUCUUUAUUACGGUGUCUCCCUCUGGACAUGUGCCAAAACAUCCACAAAAUGGAAAUGAAGCUGCCAGGCCAGAUAAAAUUUUAAGAGAGCUUUGCACAUUUAGUUAUUUUCGUAGCGUGAGAAAGCUAUUAUUUAUUUGCUCUUACAGACACCUGUCAGACACUGAUGGCAUUUUCCUUCAUUCGCCUGGAUGCCAAAUACCCUGGUAUCCUCUGAAAGCAAUGCGUUAUUUUCCCCCUUUCCCUCCCCAUUACAUGCCCUGGGGUAAAGACUGGAAUGUGGAAAAAAUGUCGGAUAUAACUAUCUGACCGCAGGCACAUUUAGACGAUCGGUACGUGUUUCCCUAGCCACAUGGGGAGUACUUUUCUGUUCUAUUUUUAGUGUGGAUUUAAGCACUUUGAAUAGCAUGAUUCAGGGAUUGAUGGAUACUAUUUGAUAGUCACACUACUUCUUAAAAAAAGUUUUUCUUAUUAUGUUUUGUCAUAAUAUUACACAAAAGAAAAACAAACAAACAAAAGAAACCGCAAAACGAAACCUGAAAUAAAUGGAGAAGCUGUCUAUGGCUUUAGAAACAUUCCUCCUUAGUAUUCCAUCUCUAUGAACAGCUCUGUGUGGGGAACAGUGAAGGAAACUGUUGCGUGUUCACGUGCUCUAUGUUUGACAAAAGUUCUGUUGGAACACAAAAUAAAAUGAAAAAAAAAAAAAAACAACCCUCAACCAAACCUGUCAUUGCCCUAGUGCUUAGGCUCCAUCCUUUUCUGGCGAAGGUGUUCCAGUUUUUGACAAUGCAGCCUGAAGCAUGCAUGCAAUAGUCACAUAUAAUGUUUAGCCAUAAGCAAAUAGCACUUUACUUUAAAAACUGCACAGUGUGAUGAUCGGAAAAACUUACUCUGCCUGGUCAAUAACUUCGGGUCUGUAUGUGGAUUCUAUGCACAUGAAUUAUCCAAGUGUGGUGCUUUGUCUUUAUAAGGCUCUCUCUAAUCAGGGUAGUCCUUGAUAUAAAACUAAAGGACUCUGUUGCACAACCUGUGGAAAUUCAGUAUAUAGGUUCUCCAGACAGCACAUAUAGCUGGACAGAAAUGGGGGACUGUACAGUAUGCAGCUAAUUAUUUUGCAGGCAAAGUGCAUUGCUGGGUCUGAUUCUGUUCUCAGUUGCAGCAGUAUGAUUUGAGAGUAAAUCUAAUAAAGUUGAAUGAGUGUAA